Messenger RNA from Malania oleifera, 387 nucleotides. RefSeq lists its product as uncharacterized. Bases 1 to 387 code for a protein of 128 amino acids. The transcript has a single exon. The record is from RefSeq and is a predicted model, not a curated record. Lineage: Eukaryota; Viridiplantae; Streptophyta; Magnoliopsida; Santalales; Ximeniaceae.
AUGAACAACUAUGUAUCCUACCAUAGACUGUCAAAGGAAAGUGAGUCAUUUGUGAAUCAAUUAUCUGUUGUAUCUAUUCCUACUAACAUCCAAGAAGCUCUGGGAGAUCCUAGGUGGAAGGAAGCUAUGAAUGAGGAAAUGAAGUCACUUCAAAAGAACUCAACUUGGGAAGUUAUUGAGCUUCCUGAAGGAAAAAAACUUGAUGGAUGUAGGUGGGUUUUCAUAGUCAAAUACAAGGCAUAUGGAACCAUUGAACGAUUCAAAGCUAGACUAGUCACGAAGGGGUACACUCAAAUUUAUGGAAUUGACUACAUGGUGACAUUCGCACCAUUAGCAAAAAUCAAUACUGUCCGUAUUCUUAUAUCAUUGGCGGUGAAUCUUGACUAG